Messenger RNA from Ruditapes philippinarum (Manila clam), 1573 nucleotides. Its product is annotated as CD209 antigen-like protein B. The transcript has 2 exons. The coding region runs from base 186 to 1277 and encodes 363 amino acids. Lineage: Eukaryota; Metazoa; Mollusca; Bivalvia; Venerida; Veneridae. The record is from RefSeq and is a predicted model, not a curated record.
GCCAGGAUAUAUAUCUAAAAAAGCAGAUAGCAUCAAACAUUGCCGAACUGCGAACGCUAACUCAUAGUUGAUUUCUUCUCAAAAGUGUAUUUGAUAGUUUAUAAGAAGCUGUUAUUCUAAGACAUUAAACGUUUCACUAUACAUUUGUAUUUUUAAGACUUUUUAAAGUAAACAUAUAUAAAACGAUGUAUAAUGUAAUGGGAAGUGCAAUGAAAAGUCUCUGUUUUUUAUCAUUAUGUGUUUUAGUGGUGAAUGCAAAACGGAGAGACAGAUUUGAUAUAAUCGAAAAAAGAAUGAGCGUUGUUGAAUCACGAGUAAGUGCUGACAAGGAACUGGCAAAAGAUAUGUUUGUGUCAUUGCAACAAGAUUUCGAUGAACUUAACAAUUCUAUGAUAAAUUUCAAGGAUCAAAUGUGUCCCACACUGCAUCAACAGACAGGAAAAGAGAAGCAGACUAGUUCUACAAAACGUGCUGAACUUCUAAAGUCAAGCCGAAUACUAGUGUCCUUAGGACUUAAUAGGGAGAAACAAUGGACAAGAGAUCAAGUGGAAAAACUUACGGGUCUAGUGAAUGAACAAACUGGUCUGCUAAAUCAGAACUUCUCAGAGCUUAAAAACGAACUCAAAGAUGACAAAGAAGAAAUGGAAAGCAAUCUAGAAGUGAUCAAUGCAAAAAUUGAUGACACAAUCCAAACAAAAAUUAGCAAACUGGACGAAAUAAUCACAAAUAAUGUGAAAGAUAUGAACGAAGUGUCUCUAAAGAGUGACACCACAGAGAAGUUGAUAAGUGCCCAGCAGAGAGAAAUAGAAACUUUAAAAGAAACUCAAGCUAAACUUUUAAAUGUUUUAAUUUCUGCAAAAUUGAUAAACUAUGACUAUACAUGCCCAUCGGACUGGACAAAAUAUUUAUCGUAUUGUUAUUUGUAUGUGAAUGAGAUAAAAACGUUCAGUGAAGCUCGUGUCCAUUGUAAGCGUCUAGGAGCAACCUUGUCCGACAGUGAAAAUGAAGCAGAGAAUAUUUUUUUCGAUAUGUUAGAAAGAAGUCAUCGUCAUGUAUGGAUCGGUUAUUCUGACGAGAAGGAGGAGGGUACUUGGAUAUCAGAAAGAACUGGUCAACCUGCAUCAUUCACAAAGUUUACAACCGGUCAACCCAAUGGAGGUACUAGACAGAAUUGUGCUUUUAUGGAAAGCUCCGGCGAUCUAUGGUUUGACACUACAUGUUACAACAGUUUCCGUUUUAUUUGUAAAAAAGAUGUCAAGAUGGAUAUUAAGUUUUGAACAUCAGUACAUAUGUUUGAUUCAAGGCUAAGGCUUAUUGAACCUUUUUGGUCAUUAAAAAGCUUUUUUAGUUUAACUUAUUGUACAGUUAUAACAUGUAUGACUUAAUAAUCUUGCUAGUCUGAAUCAACGUAAAAAUAUAACUUGUAUGACUAAAUUAUAAUACCAGUUUCAAUCAUUGUACAACUUUUAGCACUGAAUUUUAUAAUCUUAGUCUGUAACAUUGUGCAAUAAUAACUUGUAUGACUAAAUUAUAAUACCAGUUUCAAUCAUUGUACAACUUUUAGCACUGAAUU